Molecule: messenger RNA, 885 nt
Organism: Aspergillus terreus NIH2624
Lineage: Eukaryota; Fungi; Ascomycota; Eurotiomycetes; Eurotiales; Aspergillaceae
Exons: 2
Coding region: 1-885 (294 amino acids)
Source: RefSeq, a predicted model, not a curated record
AUGUCAAGCAGGUCCGAAGUCAGCUAUGCCUCGCGAUGGAAAUUUACAGGCACGCGAUUCGCAGCGUCGUCCAACGACUUAUCCGACGACCUGUUUACGCGAAGCAGUCGGUAUCGACAGCUUGUUUGGCAUUUGGAAGAAAACGAACUAGAGCGACAGCCUGUGCACCCGCCCGUUGUCCAUACCGCACUCGUUUUUCACCACGACUCCAGCCCAUUCUACCUGGACCUGCAGAUCGAGGUUAAGAUGCGGCGAUGGCGCCACCGCAUCCAGCAACGUCUGAUCUGUCCCCCUCGAGGUCGGAGGGCCAUGACGAGAACCAAAAUCGAACCGGCCCCCAACAAGAAAGCAGAUCCGCAAUUUCCCCAGCUGGCCAGGAAUUUAAAUCAGGCCCUGAUCGAAGAGAACUUGCAUCCGGUGGUUGAGGUAUCCGAUCCCAGGCCAGCGACCUUGACCGAUGACUUUCGGGAUAGAGAUCUUGGCGCAGAGCUCGACUCUCGAUCUCUUCCCAGUGAAUCCUUACUUGCGCUUGCCCGGCAGCUGACUGGGCGAGAACCACCUAGUGUAUCUACCACGCCCAAAGGCAGUUUUGUGUUCCCGACGCAGGCAACGGAGAGUUCCAGCUCCACGCUGGUAGGGUCAGCCACACCGUCAAACGAACUAGACGAUCAGACAGAGACAAAGCCUGCUGUAUCUGACGCUGGUGAUUCCUUGUGCUCAGUCCCUGCUGGAGAAGUUGCUAAGGUCAACGCGAUCCAGGAGCAUGGACUGUAUAUCUUUUUUUCGGCCACACGCCAGACUUUGCAGCUCUUGGAAGCUACGAUAGCCUUGUUGAUCUUGGGUCUGAACAGACUACAUGCGGUUCUUGCUCAGGGAAAGAAGUGA